Messenger RNA from Leishmania mexicana MHOM/GT/2001/U1103, 1014 nucleotides. Its product is annotated as putative nucleoside diphosphate kinase. The transcript has a single exon. Lineage: Eukaryota; Euglenozoa; Kinetoplastea; Trypanosomatida; Trypanosomatidae. Gene Ontology annotation, cellular component: centrosome. Bases 1 to 1014 code for a protein of 337 amino acids. The record is from RefSeq and is a predicted model, not a curated record.
AUGGUGGGUGAACAAAGGGACACGUUUGUGGUGGAGUACUUCGAUCCACAAGCGAGCCUCUCUCGAACAUACCAGUUUUGCUACUUUACGGACGACAAAACGAUAGAGAUGUACAACCUCAAGACGAAGCGCUUGUUUUUGAAGCGCUGCGCGUAUCCGUCACUGAGCCCGAACGAGCUUUACGUGGGGGCGACGAUUAACGUCUUUUCCCGUCCCCUUCGCAUUGUCGACUAUGGCGACGACGCAACGCGCAAGCGGCUUACCGCGAACUCGGGUGAGUGCAUGAUUACUGUUGACAUGCAGCACCAUAGCGCGGCAGCGGGCUCCGUGAUUGAGGGCCUGACAACGCAAGGCCUGCGGAUUACGUUCAUCCGCUUAGUAGAGCUUUCGCAGAGCCUCGCUACCCGAGUUGCAUCAAAGGCGCAGCGGUGCCUAGUUGUGCUUGCGAGCGGCGCCGGAGCCCGUGAAAAGGUGGCCUCGGUGGCGGCCUCCUUUUCCACUGCCGUGACGCAGAUUUCGAGCGAGAGUGCUGUGCAGGAGCUGAAGGAGGCAGUCAUGGGGCCAGGCGAGUCCCCAGCGGCGCUGAAGAACUGCGCCGUGUGCGUCAUCAAGCCACACGCGAUCACUAGCGGCUAUCAAGGUCCCAUUCUUCAUCGCUUGGUUGAGGAGGGGUUUUACAUUAGUGCCCUUGGUUCUUACCAGCUGACAGUGGCAGAUGCUGAGGACUUUUUAGAGGUUUACAACGGAGUUCUUCCGGAGUACAAGAAGCUGGUGGAGCAGAUGUCGUCCGGCCCGUGCUGGGCCAUUGAGGUUUGCGCCGAGAACGCCGUGCCGGCGCUGCGGGCGGUGUGUGGCCCGCAUGACCCAGAAGUGUGCCACGUUCUUUUCCCUCACACGCUCCGCUCCAUGUACGGCGUGGACCGCAUCCGGAACGCUGUCCAUUGUACCGACCUGGAAGAGGAUGGGCCCCUUGAAUCAGAGUUCUUCUUUUCUUUGCUGCAGAACAAGCAGUGA